This is a messenger RNA of Centrocercus urophasianus (Greater sage-grouse), 710 nucleotides long. RefSeq lists its product as uncharacterized. The record is from RefSeq and is a predicted model, not a curated record. The transcript is spliced from 5 exons. Lineage: Eukaryota; Metazoa; Chordata; Aves; Galliformes; Phasianidae. Bases 42 to 710 code for a protein of 222 amino acids.
UCAUCGCCCGCGGCGGGCGCGACCCUCCAGUCGUAAUCACGAUGUCGCUGGGGUGGGAAGAGAGGUGCUGCUGCUGCUACCGCUACCAGCAGCUCGGGCGCAUAGUCAACAACAUGUCCACAACAGCCACCAACGACGCCUCGGUGGCUGCCACCAAAGCUUCCAUGGCCACAAAGCCGAGCUCAGUGAACAUCUAUAACCAGGGAUUGGUGGCCAACAAGCAGAUCUCAUCGUAUGACACCAGUUCCUCAAUGGCUCUCUGCAGCUUCACCUUAGGGAACACCGCCAUCACUGAGAUGCCCGCCAUCACCUACGUGAACCUUACAGAACAAACCCGGGAGAAAAUCUGCACAGCGUUCUGCCGUGAGUAUAGAUACUUCAAAGGCAAGAAGAGCACGACUAGAUGCCGUGUUGGGUAUGAUUACUGUGAGAUGAAGAAGAUGGGCUUCAAUUACUUGGCAGAAUGCAGAAAAGACUGCAUUGCUGCCGAGCCUGUCUGUGCCCAGGAGAUGAACGCUGCUUGCAUUCUGGAGUGCUGCCCCACCACCGUGAAUGGCAGCUGCCUGAAGCUGGAUGGCAAAGUUCAUGUGAACGGUGCUGGGCAGGUGGCUGUGUCCCCACUUCUUUUAUCUGCUCAGCACCAUUGCCGACAAGGGAGCAGAAAGCACGGGCUGCUGCUUUUUCCGUAUCUGCCCGACUUUUGCUGUUAG